AUGUCGGGUGUAUCACUACCGGUGCCGGCUCCGGAUUCCGAGCCUGAUCGGACGGCCACUACCCCAUCUCCAAACUCCGCCAAACGCCACCUCCAGCCGCCAUCAGCCACCUGUGGCACUGUAAUGGGAUCCCUUCGUUUGAUUGAGUUACAACUGGUAGCCUUCAUUAUGGUUUUUUCAGCCAGUGGCCUUGUUCCACUCCUCGACCUCAUCUUCCCAGCCUUCACAACUGUGUAUAUUAUCGUGCUUUCGCAUUUAGCCUUUCCGGCACAUGGAAAAACCUCAGAAUCACUCGAAAUAUUCCAAGGCAGUCGAUUUUUCCGAUUCUAUGUAAUUGUCGGAACAGCAGUUGGCCUGUUUUUGCCAUUGGCUUAUAUUUUGGGUGGAUUUGCAAGAGGAGACGAACAUGCUGUUCGAUCAGCCACGCCUCAUUUGUUCUUGCUAUCUUUUCAAAUACUUACAGAAAACAUCAUAAGUGGGCUGUCGUUGUUUUCGCCUCCGGUGAGAGCACUGGUCCCUUUGCUUUACACUGUUCGGAGGAUUUUUGUGGAUCUUGAUUGGAUUAAGGAUGUCUGGAUUAACAAAACCUUGCCUGCAAAUGCUGCACUCCAGGAUGUGGCUUGGCAUUGGUUCGGAAAGGUGCUGUCAAUUGCAAAUCUAACAUAUUUCUCGAUCAAUUUGUUUGGUUUUCUGCUUCCUCGUUUCCUCCCGAGAGCAUUCGAGAGGUACUUUAAGGAGCGGGAUGAGGUGCGGGCAAAGAUGGCAGAAGACAAGCAUUCAUCAGCAAGGAAGGACUCUCAAGACUCAGAUAAGAAGGCUAAUUAG
Molecule: messenger RNA, 825 nt
Organism: Fraxinus pennsylvanica
Lineage: Eukaryota; Viridiplantae; Streptophyta; Magnoliopsida; Lamiales; Oleaceae
Source: the annotation of a GenBank genome assembly